Rana temporaria (common frog) is the source of this 2005-nucleotide messenger RNA. It is a transcript of the gene ZBP1, whose product is annotated as Z-DNA binding protein 1. The record is from RefSeq and is a predicted model, not a curated record. Lineage: Eukaryota; Metazoa; Chordata; Amphibia; Anura; Ranidae. The coding region runs from base 203 to 1474 and encodes 423 amino acids. Gene Ontology annotation, molecular function: RNA binding; DNA binding; double-stranded RNA adenosine deaminase activity. The transcript has 12 exons. Gene Ontology annotation, biological process: positive regulation of type I interferon-mediated signaling pathway.
CCUAAACAGGUUUCGAGUUUCCAUACAUCAGGAGGUGGAGCUGCGGCGGGGAGAAGAAUCCAGUUUCAGUUUUGUUAGCGAUGAAACAGAAUAGAAACUGUCUGCAGAGAUUACGUGAGCGGAACUGGUGAUAGGCCGGCGCUCAGACGAAUGCCAGACUGAUACGGGACGACUUACUUCCUCCCCAACUCUGCAAGGUGCAAUGGCGGAGGCGUCCUGGGACGGCGCAGAUCCAACGCAGAGACUUCCCGAAAAACGCGAACUCACCAAACUACAAAACGACAUUUAUGAGUUCUUGCAGAAAGAUAAACCCCAGAAAGCGCUCGCUGUCGCCAAGGCCGUUGGAAAAACCUGCGCUAAAGAUGUUAAUCCUGACUUGUACACGAUGAAAGGCUGGCACUUGCUUGACUGUAGUGAGGACAAGCUCUGGAGCAUAAAGGCAGAGAGCCGUGCCUCAGUAAAUAAAGCAAAAAUGGAGCAACCGAUUAGGACUGGAUCCACAGCGACCAGCCCAUUAACAGAGCAACAAAAUAAAGCAAAAAUGGAGCAACCGAUUAGGACUGGAUCCACAACAACCAGCCCAUUAACAGAGCAACAAAAUAAAGCAAAAAUGGAGCAACCGAUUAGGACUGGAUCCAAAACAACCAGCCCAUUAACAGAGCAACAGGAAGAGAUCUGUACACUUCUGGAGAAGAGCCGGCCAAUGAGAGCGAAGGACAUCGCUAAAAAGAUGGAGAAAACCAGGAAGGACGUCAAUUCCGACCUCUACAGACUGAUGAGUAUGGGACUCCUCACUCAUAACGAGGAAAAACUCUGGAGGCUGAAAAGUCAGAACGAUACGAGAUGUGAAGAGAGGGAGAAAGAAUGUGAAGAGGUGGGAAGAAGUCCGAUCCCCUCAGACAAUAAUCAUACCGAUGAUACAACUUCUCCAAAUCAGACAGAGACUGAAAACCCGAACAAUCAGCUCUGUACCGGCACACAAUGUAACACCGACACUGCACUGAUAGGAGUUUCCUCCCCGGAUCAUUCAUACGUGGGAGGUCAAUCUCUUACCCAAGUUACGAAUGGCUGGAGCGCCGUACAGAGCUAUACCCAGAUCUGUCCUCCUGUGGUUAAAAAUUACACCAUUUAUAUUCAAAACAGUCAAAAUUUUACAGUAGGCGAUAACAUGGUGACCGGAGGAGACAGCCAGGACCCCGGCUACAUAACAGGAGAUUCAUCUGCUAUGAUCGAUGGCUCCGGUGCGCAGGGGGCGGAGCAACCGCCGGCCUCGGAGUGGCCCAACAGCAGUCAAAGUGAAGAUGGUUCGAUGAACGCCUCCGAUCUCUCAUUGGCUGAAGAAAUCCAGGAGCGACCACCACGCACGUCCUCCCCCGCCGACACCAAUCCAUCCCGACAAUGUUUAAACCUCUCCACCAUCUGCGAUGGGAUCGAAAAACUGAAUCUGGAACAGCAAGACGACCAUCUUUCGUGAUUCUGUUGCCUCAUUGUUUAAAGGGAAACUUCAACUUUAAAGUGUAACCCCCCCACCUCUGUACAGAUUCAUUUGGCAGCGCCAUAACUGACGUGCAUCUUCAAUUAUUCCGCCUCCUUUCAUUGUUUACAAGCCAACUGGAAACGUUCAACUUGCUUUUAGCUCUGGGUGAUAUGUAGACACAUGAAAUGCUGUGUCUAAGUCACAGUCCUUGGACGUCUCCAAGAAGAUUUUUUUAAUAGCAAACCAAAUUUUUUUAAGAAGUGAAAGAUAUGUCCAAGCUGGGCGGCCAUAUUGGAACACUUGCAGUGAUAACUUCUAUUUAAAUGCUUCUUUUCCUUUGCGGUUCAUCACCCACCUACCUCCAUGUAUAGUCCGCUGAGAAGACAAUACAGCGCCAGAAGCCAUACAGAUGGAAGAGCGUUCAUUAUACCGCAUCAGAUAUACAGACAAGGUUUUUGGAUUUAUGAAAUAAUGAGAUAUGGGCAGAAAUUAUGUGACUUUGUAAAAUAAACAUCUCAAUGACCCUUC